UGCAACUCUUACAACUGUAGCAAACUGGUGCUGAGUUUGAGGCCUGCUGUUUCAAGAUGAGCAAGACCGAAGGGGGGAAGAAAAGAAGGAGAAGCAGAAGGAGGAGGAGAAGGAGAAGGAUAGGAGGAGAAGAAGAGGGAGAACCUCAGCCGCUGUAGACAUCACCGCAUCAGUCAUGGCACUAUGACGAGAAGUUGGGAAUGGCAGCGAGGAGACCGGUUCCAAUCCAAGUUCCACCGUGCGGGGCAGGUGAAUCUGAUGCAACCGGUAGCUUUUGGAGCCUUCACCACAGCAGUGGCUGUGCGUUGAGGACCUAGUUUUGGAAACUGAGGGUGUGCCCUCCAAGAAGGAGUCGUCAUGAGGCGCAAUGGGGCUUUGGGGCUGUCUGCCCCGGUGGCAUUUACGGUUUAUGUUGUUUUGUUGCUUAUGUUCUUCUUCUUUGGCGUUAGCCUCGCGAUCUACUGUGAUGACGAGGACUGUUAUGAAGUUCUAAAAGUCAAACAGACUGCAACCCCGGCAGAGAUCAAGAAAGCGUACUACAAGUUGUCACUGCAAUACCACCCGGACAAAAACAAGGACCCGGAUGCGCAAAAGAUAUUUGCAAAGAUCGCGACGGCAUAUGAAAUUCUGUGGAAUGAGAAGACCCGUGCGGACUACGACUAUUUCUUGGCUCAUCCAGAUGAAGUGUUCUAUAACACCAUGCAGUAUUACCGGCGAUACGUCGGACAUCAGGCAGACGUGCGCGCGGUGGCGAUCGGCUUCCUGCUGGUGUUGUCAGCGGUGCAGUACGCGGCAGCAUGGGGGCACUACAGGAGUGUAAUUGAGGCGGCAAAGCAAACGCCAGCGUAUCGAAACAAGCUGAAGGCAUUGGAAUGGGAGAGAAGAGGUGGUUUGGUGUCCAGAAAGAAGGGGGGCAAGGGGGGUCGGAGCAAAGGUGUAACCAGCGAGGAAAUGGAGAACCUAGAAGCAGAGGUGGAAGUGGAAGUCCAUGGUGCGGAGAAGCCUACCAUCUGGGGUUUGGUAGGCAUGCGGGUAUUGCUUCUGCCGUAUGUGAUAGGCAGGCUUCUUCUUUGGGAAACUCGUUGGAUCAUGCAGUACGGAAUAAAGAAAUAUCCCUACUCAUGGAACGAUGCCGCCUACCUUACGCGCAGAUCUCUGGGUUAUUCGGAAGACAUUUGGUGGGCUAUUGGCCAAUCCAGAAGGGAACGCCUCAUGGACCAUCAGAUCUGGAUCCCGGCCAAUCGCAUUGCAUUCGAGAAUGCGCAGCGAGAAUCACGGAGGCGGCACUAAAAGCUUCUUUUUUUUGUGUGCAAACUGCGCCAGCCAGGAGAGGUAAAACGAGCACCUUGUGCAACGAUUUUACAGAAUAGGGCAUACACAUCAUCCCCAAAUCGCGGCGCAUUUGAGGAGUGGGAGAUGGUAAGGACCUUUGGAAUGCACAAGGGGAGGCGGAAGCACUAGAGGUUUACAUUAUGCAAACGGCUUCAGCCAGGAAAGGUGACACCUUGUGCCAGGAUUGUGGACUGUAGGACGUGCACCACCGCCAAUCAGAUUGCGCGGGGGGGCAGGGGGGGAGAGGACAUUGUGGACCACCGUUGGAUCUGGAUUCAUGAUCUGCUUUGCUGCGGAUCACAUCACGUUUGAGUGCAUGGAAAGGGAAUCCUGAAGAUGACACACAUGUGGACCAUGGAUGGCCCUGUUGCUUGAGACAAAAGGACAAGUAGACAAUGCAGGCGAUUGGCAAGCCAUCCUGUCAUCCAUCGAACGUCUUGACUGUUAAGAACUGUGGUGAAGGUUUGAUGUGCAUGACGAAAGACCUUGAUGCUGUAGCUUGAUAAAUGGAUGCACUCCCAUUUGACACCCAAGAGAAGUGGAUGCAAUGGCACUUCACUUGCUUGUCAAAUUGAUGCGCGAAUGGAUGCCUGAACUGAUGCCGCCAUUCGCUGACCUCUGAGAGGGAGGCAUUCCUGAAGCCCAGGGCCCCAUUAUUCUUGUCCUAAUUUUUCCUUACUGCAGUCUUACAGUUGAUUAUUCAUCUCUUCUCUUCUCAUGUAACACUGACUUCCGGAAUGCUCGCAAAUGGACUUUUGUGACGGAAUUUGGCUGUAACCACAGGCAAAUACAUCGAGGAAAUAGCCAGUGUGAGCAUGCCCUCAGUCGCGGUGAUGAUGUGGUCUGGGGCACGGCAUACGUUGAAAUUGGAACGGUACAGAGUAAGAUCGGCAUGGUCCCUGCACAAGGCUGACAGAUACAAGUCUCUCUCGACUCUUGUGUUAAUAUUACUCGCACAAGUUGCUGCGAGGUGUUGCUGCGUGGUGAAGCUUUACUCAUGGCUGCUGGAAGGUGCAGGGGUUUUUGCGGGUAUGCGGAAAUGGGGAUGGUGGCUGUUGGAGGGGAAUGUGCAGGGGGGUUUGCGGGUAUAUGUGGAAAUGGGGAGGUUACGUAUUUUGACUGAAGGGCUGUUUUCUUCAUUUCUUGUUUCUGUUUUGGGUGCUGACAAGGACAGCAGGGGAGGAUGAAGUCUGGGAUGAGGUAGGAUAUGUGGAAAUGGGGAGGUUACUUAUUUUGACUGACAAGGACAGUAGGUGAGGAUGACGUCUAAAAUUGGAGGAGAUGAGGUAGGAGUGUGAGUCUGGACGAGGGUAAGGAAUGUUUAUCAGUUUGUUAUGCAAGAAUGCAACAUGUGCUAUAGAGUGUGGCUGUUGUGGACAGUUGCCUAUGAACUGAAAGCCAUUCGCUUAAUGCUACAUGUUU
Chara braunii is the source of this 2754-nucleotide messenger RNA. The record is from the annotation of a GenBank genome assembly. Lineage: Eukaryota; Viridiplantae; Streptophyta; Charophyceae; Charales; Characeae.